Funneliformis mosseae is the source of this 2709-nucleotide messenger RNA. Lineage: Eukaryota; Fungi; Glomeromycota; Glomeromycetes; Glomerales; Glomeraceae. The record is from the annotation of a GenBank genome assembly.
AUGACAGCUAAAGAAGUUAUAGAAUUCGAAAGAAAGUUACAUGAACUUCUCGAGAGAAAGCCCCCUGGGAUUAGUGCGUCGAAAAUCAAAGAUCUAACGAGAAUCGCAAUGACUAGUCCAAAGCAAUAUAAAAAUAUUGUAUACAGCGUACAGAAAUUCAUUCAGAGAUGCUCGGUCGAUUACAAAUUGGGUGCAUUAUAUGUUCUAGAUUCAAUAUCACAGGCGGCAGCAAGACAAAAAUCUUUAGUAGCAGAAAAAGAUGAUAUUAACUCUUCUGGUUGGUCAGGCGCUGAAUAUCUUGAAAGAUUCGAAAAAGUGUUGGAAGAAAUGUUUUCAAACAUAAUGCAAUGUCCAGAAUAUGAUAAGGAUAAAGUGAAACGUGUUCUAGAUAUAUGGAUUAGCAAAGAUGCUGGUAUUUAUAGCAAAGAGGUACUACAAAAAAUAAAAGAAGCCCAUUUUCAACAAAGAACAACGACGGAUGAUGUUCGAUCGUUAAAUGGAGGCGACCACCACAUUGGAAAUGCGUCAUAUCCAACAACUUUAAAUCCGUCAUCGCUUGAUUCUUCAGCACUAUUAGCCACCUUGAAUAAUCUUACGCAAGGAACUUUGAAUAUUCCAUCAUUUUUAUCUUCACAGCAGAUAAAUUCCGUUCCUAUACAACCAAAUUCGACAAUUCCUUAUAAUAGUCAUGCCACAAUGCCAGCGACUAGUAGUUCCCAAUUUACGAAUAUUAAUUUACCACCUUCGUCGACGAGUACAUCCAACCAUCGACCUUCAAUGCCUACAUCAACUUCAAUGAAUAAUGGAUAUACGCGAUCUCCAGUUUCGUCUUAUAAUCAAAAUGUUAAUUUGAAAGGAAACAAACCUAUGCAUGAUUCUUUUGAUUUCGAUUAUGGAGACAUGGAUGAAGCAGAUGAUAUCGGGUUAAUGCCCCGUGUACAAAAUAAUGACAAAAACAAUGCUGAGAAAUCGUUGAUUAACAAUGUGCUGUCUGUUAAUGCAGUUCAAGCGACAACAAGCGCAGCUUCAACUGCACCAAUAUCACAAUUUAAUCAAGAUCAAUUCAAUCUGAUGGCAAAUCAAUUAUUUACUCCCUCGCAAAAUGCACCUUCAAUCUCAGUAACACAAUCACAAAUUCCACCGCAACAAAUUCAACAGCCUUCUGCGGUACCAAACACGACAAAUAUGCCAUCAAUUCCACCGUUUCAAUUUCCACCACCACCACAGAAUUGGGUCGCUCCCGGUCAACCACCACAAAUUUCAUCUAGUGGUAUGCCACCACUUCCAGAACAUUACCAACCCCCGCCACCUUUUCCCUUACCUCUUUGGUCAAAUCAACAAAAUGUUCUUCCACCUCAACAAUGGAAUCCUAAUGGUCCUCCUCAAUCGAAUGGAUCACAAUUUCCUCCUAAUCAAACUUCCGGUCAACAACAAAAUCCUGUUCCUUUCCAAGGUAAUCCACCACCACCAGGUUUUCCGGCCCAACCUUCGGUUCCGAUUUCCGGACAGCCGCUGCCUGCUCCCCCCGGCCAUCACGUGCCACCCCCCGGCCAACCAUUACUAGGUCAUCCGAUGACACCACAAGGUCAACCACCAAUUAUAACACAUAAUGUUCCAGGAUCACAAUCCGGACAACAAUUACCUCCUCCAGGACAUCAAUUACCUCCUCCUGGGCAUCAUAUUCCUCAACCACCGGGACAAACUACUCCAAAUCAACAACAGAUUCAUCCAAAUCAACCUUUACAAACACCGCCUCAGCAACCACCACAAGGUGGCGAUGUUUGUGUCGUAUAUGAAGAUCAAAGUGUCGGAAGGGAUUUCAUUAAAGUGUUGAGUCGAACGCUUUAUGUUGGAAGCGUUAUGGAGCAUAUGUCUAAACAAUAUAUUGAAGAUAUAUUUGCUAAACACGGUCCGGUAUCAACUGUUACGCUUAACUAUGAUAAAAAUCAUGGAUUCGUAAAAUUGGAAACACGAGCAGCAGCUGCAAGAGCCCUUCGAGGUGUUCGGAUGAAAGUGAGAUCCUUAAAGGUACGAUGGGGUGUAGGUUUUGGACCAAAAGAUUGUUUUGAAUUUCCAUCAGGAGAAUCUUUAAUUCCACUUAAUAGAUUAACUGAAACGGAUAGAAAGUGGUUGGUUACAAGCAAAUGUGGUGGGACGGGAGGUAGACCUGUAGUAGGUGGUGUUGUUGUUGAAGAACCUGAUAUAAUAAUUGGGGAAGGAUUUUCAAGUGGAUCAGCAAAUAAAAAAAUAGGACCGUUAUUUGAAAAAUCGAGAAAAUUUUCUGAUGCUUCAUGGGAAGGUUCAGCUUCACCCAGAAGACGAUCUUCGUAUAAUUCGGAAUCAAAUCUUCCUCUUCGAAAUUCUUGGUCAGAGAAAGUGCAAAAUGCAGCAGAUCAAAAAUAUUCUCCCGAGAAUCCGUUACAGCAACCAAUGUAUACUUUUCCACUCAUACAACCUUCUACAAAUCCACCAACAAGCAUGGACUCAAAUCGACAAACUCCUCCACAACAACCUACAGAUAUUAAUACAAAUAUUUCAACUAAUACACAACAACAGCCUCAAGAUAAUUAUAAUAAUAAUUUUAAUCAAAGAAACGAAAUUUCAUCCCCACCACAUUCUUUAUCUGGUAAAAAACGAGAACUAGAACAAUAUAGUGCCGAUAGAGAUGAUGAACAUUAUCGUGAAAAUAAAAAAACGAGAUGGGAUUAA